Molecule: messenger RNA, 5369 nt
Organism: Peromyscus maniculatus bairdii (prairie deer mouse)
Lineage: Eukaryota; Metazoa; Chordata; Mammalia; Rodentia; Cricetidae
Source: RefSeq, a predicted model, not a curated record
GCAAUCACUGCUGAAGGAGGCUGGUCCAGGAAAGAACACCUGCUGAUAGGCAGACUCCAUAGGAUGAAGUUUGGCGUACAUCCUUCUGGCUGAGAGACAAUGAAUUACAGGCUAUCAAGAAAGGCAUAUCCUAGGGACACAAUGCAUAUCUAGGCAACAUGGCUGACAGCAAGGCCAAGCCUGCCAAAUCUGCCAACAAGACACCACCCAAGUCCCCAGGAGACCCAGCCAAGGACAAGGCUGCUAAGAGGCUGUCACUGGAGUCAGAGGGUGCAAAUGAGGGGGCAGCUGCAGCCCCUGAGCUCAGUGCUCUGGAGGAGGCCUUCCGGAGGUUUGCCGUACAUGGGGACACCAGGGCAACAGGGAAGGAGAUGCACGGCAAGAACUGGUCGAAACUGUGCAAGGACUGCCACGUGAUCGAUGGGAAGAAUGUGACCGUCACUGACGUGGACAUUGUCUUCAGCAAGAUCAAAGGGAAGUCCUGCAGGACCAUCACCUUUGAGCAGUUCCAGGAGGCACUGGAGGAGCUGGCCAAGAAGCGGUUCAAGGACAAGAGCAGCGAGGAGGCUGUGCGUGAGGUGCACCGGCUCAUCGAGGGACGAGCGCCAGUCAUCUCCGGUGUCACGAAAGCUGUGUCUUCACCUACAGUGUCACGGCUCACAGACACAACCAAGUUCACAGGCUCCCACAAAGAACGCUUUGACCAAUCAGGAAAGGGCAAGGGCAAAGCUGGCCGCGUGGACCUGGUGGAUGAGUCAGGUUAUGUGCCUGGCUACAAGCAUGCAGGCACCUAUGACCAGAAGGUGCAGGGGGGCAAGUAGCCUUCAGGCCGAAGCUCUGCGCUGCAGGAGCCAGGCACAGGACUUACACCCAUUGCACUUCAUUACAUUCCUAUGUUCAACUGGGCAGAACUCAAAAUGCACCUCCACUAGGCAAUGGUAGGGGCAAUGCCCAGGCCUCCUCCUGCUGGGUGCUUUGACACUUCUCUCUCAGACCCCAGGUUUGGGCCAUCAUUCAUUGUCCUUUCCUAACAUACCUGCCCUGUCCAUAGCUGGGAAGUGGACUGCUACUUCCAAACUGUCUCCCAGGAUCAUACCACACUGGCCACUUGAUCUGCAGGUAAAAAGGGGUGUUUUGAGUGCUGGUAGUUAUAAGGAUGAGCAAAGCAGACAUCAGAACUCACUGACUUAUCCAGGCACUUCUAGGGCAGUAGGAGCUAAGGAACUAACCAACUGCAUCUUUCCUGACCACAGGACAAGACUGAGGCUAUCUGGUUGUUGUGCCAGUGUGUGUGUGUAACAGCUCACAUCAGUACACAUGUACACACACACACACACACACACACACACACACACACACACACACACACACACACACACGACUCAUGCUCAUCAACCAAGUCUGUGCUGAGAGUGGCCAAGAGACAAUGGAAGCCCUCUGGUUACCGGGGGAGUGACUUGGAGCACGAAGCUGGAAGUUUUUUCAGUGCUGGUCUAAGAAAUGGCAAGACUAUGUGCUUGGUUUCAAGAGUGGUCCAGGGAGAUCCAGAACAUGAAGCUGCCAAGACUUCUCCUUGCUCUAUCCCAUCACCAGGUUGGGACACACAUGAUGCUGAGACUUUCGAUCCAGACCAAGCCUGGGCAGUUACUCCACCAGUGUGAGAUGGGAGCUUCUGCCAGGGCAAGUUAUGCUGUGCUUUGCUCAAAAGUAUGUGUUUUCAGCUCUAUGAAGCCACCUCGAAGUUCAAUUUCCUAAUUUUUCUCUCAAGUGCAAGUGCAGGGCCCUGGACACCAGAACUAACCCUCCCCCCCCCCCAAAAAAAAAAAAAAAGACUUGCAGCAUCUACUAGGGUUUCUUUUACUGCCAUAGGAGAGAACACAUGACUCAGCUCAUCCACAUGUAAGGGCGCCACUUAGGCAGGCCCAAAGGCAUGUGCUGCCAUCAUUACAGCCCCACAGCAAUUGUUUCUUUGCAUGCAACUUGCUGGACUAUGUGUUCUUGUUCCUAGAAAGAACCCACAGUGGUCUCAGGACAUGGCUCCCAGAGCAGGUAGUUGUUGAGGGUGGGACAUCUUACAUGCCUUGGCACAGCAAAGGUAGACAGCAAGGCUGUCUUCCUCAUUGCCAUAGCACAUAGUAACAUUAUCUACUCCUCUGGUGCCCAGAGAGCAUAUCUUCACUGCAGCAUGAGAGAAGACUGCCUACUAGCCUGAGAGAGAAAAGCAGGGGCCUCAAUACCAGACCUCCUCCCACAAGGCCCUCUGAAGGUCCAAAGUUACCAAGCCCCUCAACACAGCUACAACUGGAGGAUGGGGAUGGUCCUGUAGUCAGCUUCUUCCCAAGGUUCUGAGAGUCUGCAGUACCUGGCAUUCAAAGCCAAGUAGUGGAGCCUCUGUUCUGAAAUCUGACCUCGCUGGUCUGGAGAAACAAAAAGGACACUGGCAUUUCUCAUACUCUCCUCCAGAACCCCUAGUCCCCAUGUGGCUGGCAGUCUCUUGGUCUGAUGCUGUUCUUUUCUACUGCCUAUGAACAGCCCAGUUGCUACCAUCAUAGCUGAGUGAAAUGGAACACACACAAAUUCAUCAGGAGGUGACUGCAUAUGGGCCAGGGCAGGCUAGGGUGGUGUCUGCGAGUCCCCAUAUAAGGCAGUGGGGCAGAUGUGUCCCUGACCCCAUAGUAGUCUGAGGACCCUGGACACAGUCUCCCAUUCAAAGGGCCAAGAUGCAAGAUUGAUGUCCAGAUGAAGACCCAGGCAAAGUCCAGGGUUAGCUGCCUGGGAGCACCAAGAAAACAGGGUUGCCUAUGAGCAUCGAGGAAACAAUUUAAGUGUCCACCUUCAUGGUCACCCAGCCUCAUGGAGAAGCUUCAUUAUCAACUGGCCACCUUGCCCAUGUGCUGGAGAUUGAACAGAACAGCUCAGAGUGGUGAGCCCAUAUAGGUUCUGGGCAGCAGAGGGCCAGAACUGCUAUCUCAGCUCCCACAGGUAAAAGCCUCAGCAGGAGAAGAUAAAAACUUCAGAAAGCAUUUGGUCCAGACCAGGCCUGGGCAGGUGUCCCAUCAGUGUGAGAUGGGAGCUUUUGCUCUAACACAACUUGGGCUCUGUAAAUGAAAACUGGGCCACUGCUUUGCUGGUCCCCGCUGUCCUAGCACAGAACCUGAACAACCGUGGGCUCCGGAGGGACAGUCCUAGCCCCUCCCAUGUAGUCCCUCAGCAGCACCCAGAAGUAUGCCAGACAAGUGGUCUUCAUUGUGUCCCUUCUUACUCCCUGAGUUCCCUCACACAUCACCUUCCUUUAGUCAGUGUUAAGUUUAACUUUGAAAAUACACCAUCCCUCUAGAUGAUACAUCAUCUAGCAAGGAAAGGGUAGUAACAAUUAGAUCACCAAGACUUAGUGUCUCCAUACUGUCAGUUUAAAGUGUCUAUGGAAUUCAUUGUGGCAUCUGUGUACCCUCUCAACACAGAAACUGGUUGGACUCCAACUCUUCUGCACAAAACAGAUGUGCAUUUCCCUCAGUUUCUGAUUUGAACACACAGGUAGGGUGUUUGUCUCUGUUGCAUGUUUUAUGCGAUACCAAUUAGCUUUUACUAAUCAUGGAUAAACAGAAUUCAGUAUCUAUCUGUGAAUUAAAAAACAAAACAAAACCCUGCAUAGCACGUAAACCGAGACCCAGAGCCAUGCGCUAUUAGGUGAUAGGAUAGACAUACAAGAGACAGGGACAGGUUCUCUCAGGUGAUGACAACCAGGACAUGACAUUUUUUUUUCUGGAGGGGAUACCCAGGAGACAGAGACAUACUCUGUUGUGGGCUGAUACCCAGGAGACAAAAAAGACACAUUCUUAUCAGGGGAAGACACUCAGGAGACAAAGACAGGUUCUAUUAAGGUGUGACAGUAGAAAAUAAGGAGAGGUUCUGUCAGGGGCAACACUCAGGGACAUGGGUUGUAGUGACAGAGAAGUUCUGUUGCAGGUGGCACUCAGGACAUGUUCUGUUGGGGUGACACUCAGGACAUGCUCUGUGUGGGGGUGUUAUAUACAGGGACACAUUCUGUUGGAGGUGACAUUCAGGAGAAAGGUACAGGUUGCAGGAAGAACAAUGUAGAUAAGAUCUUAAGUGUCAGGGAAGGAAGGUAGGUAGGUAGGGUGUUUGAGAACACUGACUCUAGUAGAAUUCUUAUUUAUUUCUAUUUAAUGCUAUAAGAUAAGCAACUAGUUAGUGGGAAUGUUUUACCAAAAAUCAAAGUUCAAAUUACAUGUUUAAAUAUUGUUGAAAGUCUAUAUUUAUACUGGAGUAUUUUUACACCUCUCAGUAUCCUAUCUUGCACAGGGGCAUAGGGACAUUAUGACAGAUGGAGAGAGUUCUAAGUGGGCUGCACAGCAGCCUCUGCCACUUUCCUGCAGUCUCUUCCUGGGAGAUGACAGGUGCCUGCCCUGGGCCAAGACUCACCCUUCCCACUCCCAGAGGCCCUGGGUGCUCCGGUUCGUUUUAAUGAAUUGUUUUACUAGCACAAGGCUGUACCCAGGUGUUUACAAACUGUUCUGUAGCUGCUCUGGCACUAGAACUGGCUGAGAGGAUUCAGACAAAUGCCAUGGCACAGACACCUAUGACAUUUGCCACCUGUGCCCUUUCAGGGAAAACUGCCUGUCUGUCUGCCUGGCUCUCUCUCCAUCUGCAGACUUGUAUACUACCUGGCUACAGCAUGGGCACAUUGGGAAAGCCCCGCCAACACCUUUUAAAAUGGCAAGGGUGACAAUUUAGCUGUACUGUGAAGACAGAAUAUCCUUCCAACACUGAGCCAAACUGCUCUUUUUCACCAACAUACUACUGACCAUUCUGAACUUGACAGUUCAGGGGUGUGGCCAUCUUGGGACGCUUAAAUUAUCUCUUCCUUUAGACCUCUUAAACUAAACCAAGCCAAACAACAAAGGAAGCCUGUACAACUUAAACUUGAAAGGAAUAAUAUGCUACUACUACUAGUUUGUACUAAGUUUUUUUCAAGAAAGGGAGUUAAGUUUAUAUAUAUAUGUGAUAUAUAUUUUUACACUAUUUUAUUAAUGUUAGGGAAUAUGGAGUAUAUCACUUUAUCAGUGUGAUGGGUAAUGUUGAUGUCAUGGGUGUUCUGACUCAGAAAGGCACUUAUGCUGACAUCUAAACUACACUUGCUCAGAAUGUCUGUCAGGUCAGGAUGGCCCUCCUGUCCCUCCUAUAGAGUGCAAGGCAUCUAGUCACCUGUUGGACGUAUCAUCAUGGCCUGGCUCGUAUUGCUUUAGUGAAACAGCUUGUGUCUAUCAACAUUUUGUUCAUUGUGUUUGCUGUUAUUAACAUUGUGUGUCAAGUUGGUAAAGUGAUGAAUAAAGGUGUUAAAAUGUGGA